AUGUGGUCCCCACACCCCUAUUGCAACUUUGACAUUGACGGCGACAGGAGGCCGUUAUGCCCAUAUUCUGCUGUCAGAGAUGACAUUGAAGCAGACGACUUCCAGGCCGGCAACCUUGACCUCGACAACAGCAUGGAUUAUCUGCAAAUUCCUUUAACUGAAGAUGACAAUCCGAAUGAUAGUGGCAUAGGUGAAAAAACGAAAAUUAUUGAACCCACUGUUGGAAUGAAAUUUAAAGAUGAGAAUGAGGUUUUCGAAUUUUAUAAGCACUAUGCUUACCAAAUUGGCUUUCCUGUGCGAAAAAGGAAUUCAAAGAAGGGUGAUGACAGAGUUGUUCGUUAUGUAACCUUGACAUGUAAUCGGGAAGGCCGUCGAACUAGUGGUACAACUACAGUUUUGAAGCCUCAGGCAACCAUGCAAACUGGGUGUAAAGUAAGAUUGAUAGCAUGUUCUGAACUUACUGGGGAUGGCCUUGAAAUUAACGACAUUGCUGGAAUACCAUUGCACAAGAGUUUUAACUCAGCCGUAGUUGAAGCUAGUGGGUAUGACAAGAUUGCAUGCAUUGAGGAAGAUUGUAGAAAUUUCAUUGACAAAGUCCGACGUUUGAAACUUGGUGAAGGAGACGCGGUUGCAAUACAAGCAUAUUUUUCCAAAGAUGCAAGCGAUUAG
This is a messenger RNA of Olea europaea var. sylvestris, 669 nucleotides long. RefSeq lists its product as uncharacterized. The transcript has 4 exons. The coding region runs from base 1 to 669 and encodes 222 amino acids. Lineage: Eukaryota; Viridiplantae; Streptophyta; Magnoliopsida; Lamiales; Oleaceae. The record is from RefSeq and is a predicted model, not a curated record.